Molecule: messenger RNA, 2003 nt
Organism: Podarcis raffonei (Aeolian wall lizard)
Lineage: Eukaryota; Metazoa; Chordata; Lepidosauria; Squamata; Lacertidae
Product: 5-phosphohydroxy-L-lysine phospho-lyase-like
Exons: 12
Coding region: 259-1680 (473 amino acids)
Cellular component (GO): mitochondrion
Molecular function (GO): transaminase activity; pyridoxal phosphate binding
Source: RefSeq, a predicted model, not a curated record
AAAGAUAACAUUUCACACAAGAGAAUAAAAAACGGGAAGUGCCUCAGCUUCCUCUCUUUGCCGGGACGGAGAAACCGCUGCCCAGCCCUACCCCCCCCCCCACUGUCUCCUAUAGGCAGCUCUCACUUCCGCCUCCCCUAGCAGGGGAAGAGCUUCACAAGGAACCCGGAAAGCCUUCCUCCAGGAAAACCAGGUUGCCCCUAAGUGACAUCUUCAUCCUAUCUCUACGGUUCCUUUCCCCCACACUCCUGGGCAGCCAUGAGCGCGGAGCCACGCAGCCGCCAGGAGACUCUGGCUUUGCGGAAGCAGCUCAUCGGAUCCUCCUGCAAGCUUUUUUUCCCAGAAGACCCUGUGAAGAUUAUCAGUGCAAAGGGCCAGUAUAUGUAUGAUGAAAAUGGAAACAAGUACCUUGACUGUAUCAACAACGUUGCUCAAGUUGGACACUGCCACUCAGAAGUGAUCAAAGCAGCACAUCAACAAAAUUUGGCACUAAAUACAAACUCUCGGUAUUUGCAUGACAAUUUGGUGGACUAUGCACAAAGACUCUCUAAUACAUUGCCUAAGAAGCUGUGCACUUUCUAUUUUUUGAAUUCAGGGUCAGAAGCCAAUGAUCUUGCUCUGAGAUUGGCACGGCAGUAUACAAAACAUGAGGACGUACUUGUGGUGGACCAUGCUUAUCAUGGACAUCUGACAUCCCUGAUUGACAUAAGUCCAUAUAAAUUCAGAAAUCUAGAAGGCCAAAAGGAAUGGGUCCAUGUGGUAUGCAAAAGAGAGCGUACUUUGACCAUUUUCCAUUACUUUCCAGUUCAUCUAAGCUCUGAUGAUGUGAAUAGCAUUUACACUUUUUUUGGACAGGCUCCUCUUCCUGACACAUACCGAGGAUUAUACAGAGAAGACAAUAAGAAUCCGGCCACGGCAUAUGCCAACGAAGUGAAAAAAAUAAUUGACCAAGCACAACAAAAAGGAAGAAAGUUUGCUGCCUUUUUUGUGGAAUCUUUACCAAGUGUUGCUGGACAAAUCAUUCCACCACCUGGUUAUUUCCAAAACGCAGCUGCGCACAUACACAGCGCAGGAGGUGUAUUCAUUGCUGAUGAGAUUCAAGUUGGCUUUGGAAGGGUUGGCAAACAUUUUUGGGCAUUUCAACUUCAAGGAGAGGAUUUUAUUCCCGAUAUUAUCACCAUGGGAAAACCAAUUGGCAAUGGGCAUCCUGUUUCUUGUGUAGCAACGACAAAGGAAAUUGCAGAGGCGUUUUCAGCAACAGGAGUAGAGUAUUUUAACACGUUUGGAGGAAAUCCUGUGUCCUGUGCAAUAGGUAUAGCAGUCUUGGAUGUGAUUGAGAAGGAACAGCUUCAACUUCACGCCCUCCAGGUGGGAAGCUUCCUCAUGGAACUACUCAAUCAGCAAAAAGCAAAACAUCCUCUAAUUGGCGAUGUCAGGGGUGUUGGAUUGUUCAUUGGAGUAGAUUUGGUGCAAGAUCAAAAGAAAAGAACCCCUGCUACUGAAGAAGCAGCCAUCAUCGUAACAAGAUUAAAGGAAGAAUUCAUUAUGUUGGCUACAGAUGGUCCAGGCAGAAAUGUGCUUAAGUUCAAGCCACCGCUCUGUUUCAAUGCAGAAGAUGCAAAACUGGUUGCGGACAAACUUGAUAAAAUAUUAACAGAGCUAGAGAAAAGAGAAGCUUAGAGAAAGUUCACUUCCACUACCUUCAUAUGGUUACAGACAUGGUGCUGAAUUCUACCAUGUUUCUAAUAUAUUUUACUUAAGCUACAAUACCAAAAAUACCACCUUUUCCCAACUACUAUUAUUAAAUUUAUUGUCUUUGUUGUAAUACUGAUAGUACAUAAAUUCAAAGCUCUACAGAUGUUAUUUGUUAAUCCAACUCUUCAUGCAGUGGAGUAAAAAUCAAUUGAUUUAUCCAGAAAACAAACUGCUUUAUUGGUUACAGAACCUAAACCACAACUUACACUCAUUUCUGUUUAUAUUAUAAAAUUAGCACCUUCCAGUCA